Molecule: messenger RNA, 543 nt
Organism: Protopolystoma xenopodis
Lineage: Eukaryota; Metazoa; Platyhelminthes; Monogenea; Polystomatidea; Polystomatidae
Source: the annotation of a GenBank genome assembly
AUGCAGGUUAUUGCAGGCACGCCCUAUCUAGAAAUGCUGAAAUGUCUGAUUCUUGCUCCGUUAAACGUUAAUCAAAACCAACAAUUUCAGGAAACUCUGUCUGCAAAUGACCCAGUGAAGCUGUGCCUAAAUGGUUGCCAAAUAAUUGAGGAUCAAAACGCCAAUUUGGCAGGCGACUCAGAAACAGUGGAUACCAAAGAGUGGGCAAAAGGGAUAAGCUGGUCCAGGCCUGUGCAAUAUGAACUACAGUUAACUGCCUUGAAGGCUGUUACACGAAUGGUGGGCCGAAUCUUUACCUGGCAGGCGAUAAAUGGACGAAAGAUACAUUCGGAGUCGGAAACAAAAAGUUGGUGGUUGGAAGAAAAAGAAUUGCUCGAAGCCAGUGCUUGGUCGGAGGUUAUGAAUUUACUCUUGGACUGGGCAUGUGAGAACAGUGAGUUUUUUUCAAGUGUGCAUAUUUCGCUAAAAAUUCCCUUGCCAUUAAGAGGUCAAAAGAAUACUUUAACACAAGUGAAUUCCAUACACACAAGCUUCUACUACUGA